AUGUCUUCUAUUCCAGCCACCCAGAAGGGAGUUCUAGUCUCCAAGAUAGGAGGACCCGAGGUUCUCGAAUAUAGAACAGACUUGCCUGUCCCUUCACCAAAAGAAGGAGAAGUCCUUGUUAAAAACAGUCUAACGGCCAUCAACCUUAUCGACACGUAUUUCAGAAAGGGUGUAUAUGAAUCUGUUAAGCCUGAGAUUCUGGGCAAAGAAGGCGCCGGCACGAUAGUUGCUUUGGGCCCUGGUGCAAACCCAUACAACUUCGCCGUUGGUGACCGGGUAGCAUGGAUAGGAGGCGGAGGAUAUGCAGAAUACAGCACUCCACCAGCCUAUAGAGUAGCGAAAAUCCCCAACGGAAUCUCUGACGAGAGAGUUUUGGCCGUGUUGUUGACUGGUGCAACAUGUCUGUCUUUCAUCAGGGAGGCAUACGAGGUUAAGAAGGGCGAUUGGAUUCUUCUCCAUGCCGCUGCCGGUGGAGCGGGAAUUAUCAUGACUCAAUUGCUGAAACUGGCCGGCGCCAAAGUUAUCGGCACAGCGGGAGGGCCUGAAAAGGUCGAGCUCGUCAAGAGCUUAGGAGCAGACGUGGUGAUCGACUACAAAAGCUCGGAAGGGUCCAACUGGCUGGAGAAGGUGAAGGAGGUUACUGGUGGUGAGGGAGUGGAUGCGGUUUACGAUUCAGUGGGCAAAGAUACAUGGGAGGAUAGUCUCAAGGCUGUCAAGAGAAAGGGAUCAGUUGUUUUCUUUGGAAACUCCAGUGGUGUUGUACCGCCAUUCCCCAUCUCGAUCCUCGGAGCAAAGAAUGUUAAGAUAUGCCGUCCUACGCUCUUUAAUUAUAUCUAUACGCGAGAAGAGUUUGACCUCUACAUGACCGAGCUCUUCCAGCUGCUCGAGGCUGAUAAACUGAAAACGAGCAUCUAUAAGAUAUACCCCUUGGAAGAUAUCCAACAGGCGCACAAGGUUAGUCCGGUCCCCGUAUUACCAUUCGAACCCUUGUGA
This is a messenger RNA of Arthroderma uncinatum, 993 nucleotides long. RefSeq names its product ZTA1. Bases 1 to 993 code for a protein of 330 amino acids. The transcript is spliced from 2 exons. The record is from RefSeq and is a predicted model, not a curated record. Lineage: Eukaryota; Fungi; Ascomycota; Eurotiomycetes; Onygenales; Arthrodermataceae. Gene Ontology annotation, molecular function: quinone reductase (NADPH) activity; zinc ion binding. Gene Ontology annotation, cellular component: cytoplasm. Gene Ontology annotation, biological process: cellular response to oxidative stress.